AAAAAUUGAACAGGAACGUAUGAGUUGAACUCUGUGCAUACGGCUUGCCAGACACCGUCUUAUUUGAGUUUCAUAAACCCACCAGGAGAGCUGAUUUUUCUUAUAUUACGGAUAGGGAAAUGAAAUAAGAGAACUUAAGCUAUUGGCCCGAGGCCAUCCUGGCAGGUCUGUGUUUGGGAGAGUGCUGUGACUCACGCUGGACUCUAAUCCACGAGGGUUUCUCGGGGUCAGCAGUUGGGGGAUGAAAACAUGAAAAGUGUGGCUGGCAGGAAAUUCUGCAAACAGGGAAGGGGAAACAGAGAUUAAAUGAUGCAGGUCUCCGGGAAGAGAAUGAGGCUGGAUCCACAAAAUCACAGGAGGAAGCAGGCCCAGACCUCAGAGGCAGAAAGAGAAAGAAACCAGAGCUUAGAGUCAGGAGGAGGAAACCAGAACCCGGAGCCACGAGAGGGCCGGAUCCCCGGCUCAGAGAGAGGAGGCCGGAUCCCCGGUUCAAAAGGGAGGAGGGGCCUGGACCCUAGGGGUGGGAAGGAAGAGGUCGGAUCCCCCGAUCCCCAGAAGGAGGUGACCGGGCUGCCUCCCAGUUGGGGCCCCGCGAGGGCGGGGCGCGGAAGAAUCCGGGCGGGCCGUGCUGCGCCACCCAGGGUAUAUCUGUCCCCAGUCCCGGGGGCCGCCUCAUUCCCCGUCCUCAGAUCACGCUCUCUUCUAACUACAGCGUUCUCCGCCUCCGCCUGCGUAGCCCCGGCCAUGGCUCUGUAGCCUCUACCCCUUUGUGCCCCCAGCCCGUCUCCGCGCUCACCACGCCUGCGCUCUCCGCUCCCACCUUCUUUUUUCAGCCGAGGCUGCCGCCGCCUCUCCUUGCUGCAGCCAUGGAGUCUUCCACUUUCGCCUUGGUGCCUGUCUUCGUCCAGCUGAGCAUCUUCCAGAGCCUCCUCCCAGCUGCUGGUGCAGCCGGUCCUGUUGCCAUCAGUGCCCUGCACCUGUGCUACAGCCAUGUCACUCCUGGCGACCCUGGGGCUGGAGCUGGACAGGACCCUGCUCCCAGCUAGUGGGCUGGGAUGGCUUGUAGACUAUGGGAAACUCCCCCCGGCCCCUGCCCCCGUGGCUCCCUAUGAGGUCCUUGGGGGAGCCCUGGAGGGCGGGCUUCCAGUGGGGGGAGAGCCCCUGGCAGGUGAUGGCUUCUCUGACUGGAUGACUGAGAGAGUUGAUUUCACAGCUCUCCUCCCUCUGGAGCCCCCUUUCCCCCCAGGCACCCUCCCCCAACCUUCCCCAACCCCACCCGACCUGGAAGCGAUGGCCGCCCUCCUCAAGAAGGAGCUGGAACAGAUGGAAGACUUCUUCCUAGAUGCCCCGCUCCUGCCGCCACCCUCCCCACCGCCACCACCACCACCACCACCACCACCACCACCACCACCACCACCAGGCCCCUCCCUCCCCCUGCCCCUCCCCUCCCUUGACCUCCCCCAGCCCCCUGUCUUGGAUACUCUGGACUUGCUGGCCAUCUACUGCCGCAGCGAGGCUGGGCAGGGGGAGGUGGGGAUGCCGCCCCUGCCCCUGCCACAGCAGCCCCUUCCUCCUCUUCCACCUCAACCUUCUCGCCUGACCCCCUACCCACAUCCCGCCACUACCCGAGGGGACCGCAAGCAAAAGAAGAGAGACCAGAACAAGUCGGCGGCUCUGAGGUACCGCCAGCGGAAGCGGGCAGAGGGUGAGGCCCUGGAGGGCGAGUGCCAGGGGCUGGAGGCGCGGAAUCGUGAGCUGAGGGAACGGGCAGAGUCCGUGGAGCGCGAGAUCCAGUACGUCAAGGACUUGCUCAUCGAGGUGUACAAGGCCCGGAGCCAGAGGACCCAUAGCUGCUAGAAGGGCGGGGGUGUGGCUUCUGGGGGCUGGUCUUCAGCUCUGGCUCCAUCAUGCCCCUGCCUCCACCUUCAUUCCAUACCCCUCUCUUGGCCGGGCACAGUGGCUUAUGCCUGUAAUCCCAGUACUUUGGGAGGCCAAGGCAGGAGGAUCGUUUGAGGCUAGGAGGUCAAUACCAGCCUGGGCAACAUAGUAAGACCCUGUCUCUAUUAAAAAAAAAAAAAUCCUUCUUCCCCACAAAACCACCCAACUCCUCUCUGCUUUUAUCCUUUUAUCCUCUCUCUCUGCUUUUAUCACCUCUCUUGUGUAUUUCUGGAUCUUCUUCCCUCUUCUCCUCCAAAUCAUUAAAUGUUUGGCCUUAGUCAAUGUCUGUGCCCGUCACAUAACAUCCAAGGCACUGAGGCCCACAGGGAAUACAGGAAGCAGCUGGGAGCUUGGAAACCUGGUCUCUUGAAUUUCAAACCUGGUUUCUUGCAGUUGGUUGUCUGGGGUGAGUGGAGUGGCUACAGGAUAGAGCUGAAGGACUAUACAAAUGAAGAUGUAAGUCAGGGCGGGCUUUGAGAAGUGGACACAUAUCCUACAGGCAAAAAGCAGGCUAGGUGACCUUGGGACACUAUACUAAGGGAGGGAGCCUAAAGGCAGCCAGGUUUACAGAGCGGGAAGAUGAGCAGGCCAAUGGGAGGAGGGGCAGGGCAGGACUGUAGUUGGUGACUGGGUGUUCAUUUUAGCUGUGGGAGAAAAUCAGUGUUUUGUGAAGGUGUUGGAGAGGGGCUGUGUCUAGGUGAGGGAUGGUGGAGUACUGAUUUUUUUGGGACAUUAUGAGCAAAAAUAAAAUGAAGCAUUUCCUCUGGC
Messenger RNA from Piliocolobus tephrosceles (Ugandan red Colobus), 2706 nucleotides. RefSeq names its product activating transcription factor 5 (gene ATF5). Gene Ontology annotation, biological process: regulation of transcription by RNA polymerase II. NCBI's taxonomy places the organism in Eukaryota, Metazoa, Chordata, Mammalia, Primates, Cercopithecidae. Gene Ontology annotation, molecular function: DNA-binding transcription activator activity, RNA polymerase II-specific; RNA polymerase II transcription regulatory region sequence-specific DNA binding. The transcript has 3 exons. Bases 991 to 1857 code for a protein of 288 amino acids. The record is from RefSeq and is a predicted model, not a curated record. Gene Ontology annotation, cellular component: nucleus.